Messenger RNA from Dentiscutata erythropus, 498 nucleotides. Lineage: Eukaryota; Fungi; Glomeromycota; Glomeromycetes; Diversisporales; Gigasporaceae. The record is from the annotation of a GenBank genome assembly.
AUGGAAGUAAAGCAAGAAGUUUUAGUUAUCGGAGAAAUUUUAUACGCAAAAAAAUUUUAUGAAGAAUUAAAAGGAAGAUAUAUCAUUAAGGUAUUUGAUUCUACAAAAAAAGAAUUUCUCGUCGAGGCUACAGUGAAAUAUGAAAACGUGUUUAUAGAUAAAUUUGAUACAGAAGUUCUUGAUGCACUCUCACCUGCUGUAAAUGUAAUAGUUGUAAUCGGUGAUUCUUCUAAACUUGUUGAUGUUAAAGCUGCUACUGAAAAUGAUACUGUUGCCUCUCUUAGUUCGACUAAAGGUUCGACCAAAGAAGAAUUAGAGAAAUUAGAGCUUGAAGCAUUAAACAAUCUUGAUUUUGCAUUAAUCACUGGAGUACCUAAAGAUCCAGUAAACAAAAUCGAGGAAGUAUCAGAAAUUGCUGCUAAUAAGGCCAUUAAUUAUAUUAACGAAAGUGGUGAUAUAGUUGAUCUAGAUGUUACGGAUAUUCAUAUUUCAUUGUAA